Acanthoscelides obtectus is the source of this 5626-nucleotide messenger RNA. The record is from the annotation of a GenBank genome assembly. Lineage: Eukaryota; Metazoa; Arthropoda; Insecta; Coleoptera; Chrysomelidae.
CUUUAACUCUAGUGGUAGUUAAGAUAACUUUUUUCCUUGCAGGAUUUCUAAAUAUUUAAGUGUUUAAUUUGGAUUUUUUUGUGAGGAUAUAAUUCAAAUACGCAACUUUCUCUCUUCUGAUCGGACCAGUAACAAAAUUUCUUAACUCCUUAUAGUAGUUGUAAGCCGCUGUAUUUUUAAUACAUUUAUAUCUUUUAAAAGCUUCAUCUAUAAGUGUCAUCAUUAUUUUUAAAUUAGAACUACGCCAAGAAGCAGGCUGUUUACUAACCCUCACUUGACGAUAGGGUGCGUGGCGAUUUAAGAAGGUAAUAAGAUUUAUGUUAAGAUAAUCCAAAAUGCUCUUUUGGAAGAAUUUCUCAAACUCUCAAUAAUCUAUAUGGGCAACGGAGCAGUUGUACUAGACAAUCCUCGUAAGGAAUGAAAAGCACCAGCCUGGUGGGGCCGUCUAACUGCAUACUCAGAAUGCUAUCAAAACAAAACCCUAUCGCAGUAUUUAUACUACAUGCAUUUUUCAUAAGUUAAGUAUUACCAAUUGAUCUGUAUAAGUGGAAGAAAUGCAGGCAAGCGGCAAACCAAACAAUUAUUGCUGUACGAAAUAUUGAGUUAGAAAAUGUCGCAUCAAUAAUAUUUGUCCUUUGGAACGUCCAUUAUAAUCGGAUAUGGUGCAGAAUCCAAACGCCCUGUAUAUGAGGACUGACUAGCAUCGAAAUUACCGAAGUAGGUCAUGACCAUGAAAGUGACUUUUCAGCCUGGUUCUGACAGGUGUCCUCUCUUAACAGUCUAUGCUCUCAACUCCCAUAACCUGAAAAAGAUGGAGGUGAAGAAGUUACAUAAAGACCUAAUUAAUAAGUUAAGAAGUACAUUUACUAUAAGUAAUUUCACUCAAUGCAUUAUGGAAUUGGUCUAUAAUAGUUUAGAUGCAAAUUCUACUGCCGUAGCGAUAAGGAUAAACUUUGUAACUUAUCGAAUACAAGUAGUGGAUAAUGGUGAUGGAAUAUCUAAAAAUAAUAUGUCGAGUAUAGGCAUUCGUUAUAUGACCAAUAGAAUUGAGGGAAUAGAAGAUUUCAAACAUCAACUAAAAUAUUAUGGCUACAGAGGAGAAUCUUUAGCAAGUAUCACGGAAUGUUCGAAAUCCGUCAAUAUUACGUCUAGGUAUAAAAAAUCAUUUGAAACUUACAGCAAAACAUUGCAAAAGAACGGAAGUGAUCAAAUAAACUUAACUAAAACCCGUCCAAGCAAUGGAACAACUGUAACAGUUGAAGGAGUUUUCUACAGCCUAACAGUGAGAAGAAAUAGAAUCGUUUCCGAAUUGGAACUAGAUGAUUUGAAAAUGUUCAUUCAAAAUAUUAUACUGAUGCAUCCAAACGUAUCUUUCACUAUCAGAGACGAUGUCACCAGCGAGCUUUUGCUAAAUAGUCAUAAGCACAAAGAUAUCAUAGCUGCUUUCAAUCAUUUCCAUCCGGAAAUUGAUUGCGAUUUUUCACUGUUAAAAGUUUCAAAAAACAAGCUGACCAUAGAAGCUUUGUUAUUUAAGGACUUAUAUGAUAACAAAAAUAUACAAUACAUUUUUGUGAACAAGCGUCCCGUUCGCUCCACAAAAAUUCAAAAAUAUGUCGUCAGUAUGAUAAGCAGGAACCGAAGAAAUGUUAGGAACAAAAUCAAAAAUCUCAAUAAUAUGUACCCAGUGUAUAUAGUGCAUAUAAAAUGCCCAUAUGCUUUAGUGAGUUUCAAUACUGAUCAAGCAAAAACAACUGUUGAAUUUGCGGACUGGAGCUCAGUUUUUCGGUACAUAGAAAAGCUGGUUUACACCUUUUUCGGAAAUGAGAACAAGUUCAAGGAGCAGAAAAAACUUCCCCCUCCUCAUCCAGAAGACUUUAUGCUUGAGUGCGGUCCAUCUCAGAUAUACGGCGCCGUUAAAGCCUAUGCUUACAAAAGGAAUAGUGAUGAGAUCAUUUGUGAAACUAUGGCAGAAAAAGUGCCAAAGUUGCAGGAAACUCAUAUCUCUGAUAAGAUUCUGAGGCAUAAAACAGCUGACAGUAUUACUGAAAAGCUACCUCAGCUAUAUAUUGAAAACUUAGUAGAACGUAAUAAUGAAGAUAUAGUGAAUCAAAUUGAUGAACAUCAUGUAGCUAUAGAAUCAAAAACAAAUAAAAUGUGUGACAAAGAUUUAGAGGACAUCUACUGUAUAAGUGAUACAACGCCUCAACAGAAGCCAAAAAUGCCAUUCAAAAAACCUCUUCCCAUCAAGAUAAGUUGCAAGAAUCAAAAACAAGCUGUUUGUCUGUAUUCAAAUAUAUCACCAUCACAACAGGAGGCUGAGAAGCCACAAAAUGUUUUACAAAAUAAGCCUAUAGACGAACGAUCUACGAUCACUGGUAUUACCAAUGAUGAAGUGAAGGGUAAACAUUUAAUAAUGGAUAUGUUUCUGAAAUCGACACAAGUUUUCAAUAGCGAUGGUAGCACUAGUGAUGUUAAAAGUGAGGGUACUAUCUUUGAGGUGGUGUCUAACAUGCUUUUGGAAAACAAUAUUACAUCACAAGAGGAUGGUUUCACAAAAACAAUGUCUGUGUCUGUAAAUGUCAAAAGAAAGCAAACAAUUAAGAUGAGAAAGAGAGCUAGGAGUAAAAUUUCGAAAUGUGUUCAAACAACGUUUCGAUCAAAAAGUGUCAAAUCUGUGAAAAUCAAACGAGUCAAGAAUAAGGCGUUUGAAGAUGUUCGUGAUAGCCGAGAUGCUGGGGAAUAUACGAUAAUAUUUUCUAAUAUAAUGAAUCCUAACAAGGAGCCCAAAUUCAAAUUUAUUCCUUGUAGUAGUGAAUUUCAAGGUGGUGAUUUGAGUGAAAACAAUGUAGAUUUUGAUAAUUUAUGUCUUUGUAGAUGCCACUCAAUUAAAGAUAAAUUGUUCAGUUUUAGCAAAGAAAAUACCCAAUAUUUUGUUUGUAAUGUUGAAAAUACUGGUGACCUAGACAAGCUAAACCAUGAGAAUAAUUUGAAAAUUACCGGAAAAAUAGGCCCUAAGCAUGAUUCAGAGGAAAAUUGUAAUACUCAUUUUUAUUCGAAACAUGAUGAUGUAAGUCACCUGAGAAAAUAUAGGAGUGAGAAAGUGAAAAAUGAUGAACAUAAACAAUAUAAUCUUCACGAAUACAAUCAUCGUCGAUUAAUUGAGGAUGAUUAUGAAAAAAAAAUGAAUGGAAAGGUUCAUGAAAUGCGUGUCCAUCCAGUUUUUCAUAAAUGUGAAGUUCCAGUAAAUAAUCUUGAAUUUGAACAGGGGAAUAAGAAUCUUCAGCAAAUGUAUACUUACCAGAUAUUCGACAAGACGAAGUAUGACAAAAACAUCUUACAUCCGAACGAAAAAAUGUAUUCUAAUCACCAAAUUCUCCCAGAAAAGGGUUGUUGUCAGCAUACGAAUACGGAUAUUCAAACAUAUGGAUGCUCCCAAGAACAUAUAUGUAAGAAUAAUGCCAAUGUUCGAUAUUCUUGUUUGAAUAAAUUUGAUCAUUUGAAUAGAGAUCCUUAUUUUUCAAACUAUACGAAUGCAUGUGCCAUUCCAAGUUAUACAAACUUUGUCAAACAUGUUCCACAUGUUCAUAGCAACGAAGGAACCAGUGGACAUGCCCAUACAGUUAAACAAAACUUGCAACAGCCGUUUCCUCAACUGAAUGUAGAAAAUGUCUACCGUGCAACAAAAAAUUAUUAUGAAAGCCAAGUAUACUCAGACAAAUACAACAAACCAUUGAAAAACAGUGCAAUUCCAAAGUGGAUAGAGUGCGUAAAAACAAAAAAACAGAAAUGGCAUGCUAUUUCUACAGAAAGUCCGUAUUUCAAACGGCCACCAAUUCGUACGCCAAACACGUUUAAUUUUGUAGAGCACCUAGUUCCAAAAGUAAAAAGAUAUUUGAAUGUGGUUACUGCUGAGAGUCCAUAUUUUACAAAACGUGAUAGAGGUAUUUAUAUGGAAAAAGAUCAGAAACUAAAACUCCAUGAAAAUCAAGAAAUUGACACUUAUCCUUUUAUAGAAGGACAACAUGUUUUUCAUUGCGGUUCCGAGCAGACGUUAGCAAAAAACUUCGAUAUUCAACUUUUCAACUUAAAGACGAGUGGAGACCUUUUUAGAAGUGAUGACUCUCCAGGCAAAGGAAAUAACUUUACAAUAGCAUCCUUCAACCAGUUCAUGCCAGAAAACUUGAGUACUCAGAUAGGCGGACUGACUAAAGCAGGUGAAGUUAAUGAUAAAAAUAUUGCUCCAGGGCUAGGGUUGCCGGAUAUCUGCGAUGUGCCGAACCAUGCUUCCAAAAGAUCUACCCACGAUGUUACAAAUAUUUUACCAACAGCUAGUUCAGAGCUAUGCAUAACGUUGAGUAAAAAUCAAAAUCAAAAUUUACUGAACGAGGAACUGAGACAAGAUAAAAUGUUUGACUUUAAGCAAUUCAAAGAGUUCAGUAGUCAGCCGAUGGAGACCAACCAAAAUAUUUAUCUUGAAGAAGGGUGGAUCAAAGAAGCUGAUAAGUGCGGAAAUGUUUACUACCUCAACAAAAAGACAGGAUAUGCCACAUACAAUACUCCUAAACAAGAAGCAAACAAUGGUUUCAAGGUGUCUGAGAGGCAUGAAUUUCUUCCCAAAGGGUUUUCCCCAAUGCUUGUUGAAACAGAACCAGUAGAUCGGUCUCUUAGCCAGAAUAAGAAAGAUAAAUUGUUGGAAUACAUAAUGGAAACAUAUCAAACUGAUUUGAUGUAUAUCAAAUGGAGGAAUUACAUGGAUGAUAUUGAUCCUAACGUGUUUUUCCAUAAUUUAUAUAAAGAAAAGGUCAAACAGUACGAAGAAUCGAUACCAAAUGUUGCCAUACUACAUGCAAGAAACAAAUUCAGAAAAGACCAGAUUAGAUUUGAUAAAAGGUUAUUUCCGAAUAUUGAGAUUAUAGGCCAAAUCGAUAAAAAAUUCAUUUGUGCUUUGGAAAGGGACCAGAAUCUAUUGAUAUUGUUUGAUCAACAUGCUGUACAUGAACGGGUUAGGUUGGAGAAACUAUUAACAGAUUACAAAGGUUCUAAAUGUAGAUGCGAUGAAAUUGUAAUAUUUUUGCCAAAAAGCCAUUCGAAAUUGUUGGUUAAACAUGAGGCGUACAUAAAUUCACUCGGGUUAAGCAUGACAUAUCAUACUAAUGGCAUCAACGUAACAGAAAUACCGAGCUACAUCUAUCAUAAGUUUAAAGAUAACGAAUCAGGAUUUCUCGCUAAAGUGAUUCAGUUGGUUAUUAAAGAAAUCGUAGAGCUCUUGAAAUCAACGAGAGGAAGCACUUCAACAUGUUUGCCCAAAUGUCUUCAAGAUAUUAUUAGUCUUGAAGCAUGUAGAGGUGCUGUAAAGUUUGGAGAUGUUUUAAGCAAAGAACAGUGUACAGAUUUACUGACGAUUUUAUCAACUUGUAACUUGCCGUUCCAAUGUGCACAUGGCAGACCUACCCUUGUACCACUGAUGCAUCUCGAAGAUGUGUAUGCAAGGCAGAAGAUACAUUUCAAGAACAUAAGAGGUUGCGAAUUAUAGGGUAAUAUUUAAUUUAACCUAGAAAAUGUGUUGCCUUUAUCGAAGUACCUUGUAAUUCUUUUGCAGUUAUAAUAUAUACAUAUACCAGUUUAA